AUGCGAAUUUUAAUUUCAGCCGAACCAGUUGUAGAAUCGAUAGUUAAUGGAAAGGAAGGGAAAGAAUUGGAUGCCACAUUUGUUACUUGUUACGUAGGAGCUCGCGAAUAUUGGAAAGACCCAGCUUGUCCUUUCCGCACUGACAAGGAUUUCAAACUUACUUGUGUUCCAACGUUGCUGGAAGUAGGAAAAAAGCACAAGCGAUUGCUCGACGCUCAAGCAAAGAAUGCUGACCUGGUAAAGGACUUCUUUUUCGAAGACUAG
Molecule: messenger RNA, 264 nt
Organism: Cylicostephanus goldi
Lineage: Eukaryota; Metazoa; Nematoda; Chromadorea; Rhabditida; Strongylidae
Source: the annotation of a GenBank genome assembly